Molecule: messenger RNA, 2344 nt
Organism: Pneumocystis carinii B80
Lineage: Eukaryota; Fungi; Ascomycota; Pneumocystomycetes; Pneumocystales; Pneumocystaceae
Exons: 3
Coding region: 46-2307 (753 amino acids)
Source: RefSeq, a predicted model, not a curated record
UAAAUGAACAUACAUUUUAAAUAUAUUACUAUUCUAUAAUAUGAUAUGGGGUCCAUUUCAGAGCCUUAUUUCCUUACAAAGAUUCCAUAUCCUAUAAACUCAAAAUUUGAUAGACAAUGUCAAAUCGCAAAUGUUUUUCCUAAAGGUUACCAUGAAAUAGUAAUAGCGAUUAAUGGAGUAGGAAUUAACAUCUACGAUGCGGAUUCAGGUCAAAUAAUUACAAAUUAUCCUGUAAAUGGAAAUGUACAAUUUUCAUGUGCACCUAUUUCUAUACGGGAAGAAACCAAUAAAAAACGAAAAACUAUAGCUGGAUCAGUAGAAGUAAAUACAAAGUACCAAAAAUUACUUUUAUGGAUCGAAAAAUCCAACUUAGACGAACUACAAUUUAAAUUUAUAAAUAUUGAGUCCAAAGUUAUAAACAUUCAAUUACUACAAGAUUAUAUUAUUUCAUUCUUUGAAUCAGGGGAGAUUAUUCAGUACAAUUCCUACCUGGAUAUUAUUUGUAAAGUUUCAACAGAUAUUUCAAACAUAGUUCAUUGUGGUCAAAUUAAAGUCAAAUUACCAUAUGAAAUUUUUUCAAUUGAAAGUAAAGAAGAAGAUAUUGUAUAUGAGAUCUCAGUAAAAAAUUCACGAAUUAUUAUUAUUAAUAUUUUUCAAAUAUGCGAAACAACAUGCACAAAACUUAAUACAAUCACUGGAAUAUUGACAAUGGAUUUUGAUACAAAUCACAGAAUUAUCUUGACUGAGAAAUGCAUUAUUUAUCAUCUUACAUCAACUCAUCUUUUUACGUAUAUAUUAACAUCUUCAAAUAUUGAGUUUAAAUCAAAAACGAAAUUUUCUAAAGAACUUUCAACUCCUUUUUUUUUGGAAAUAUUUCAUAAUCAUCAUAUUAUAAUAUGUACAACAAAUAAAAUAUUACUUUUUGAUGCUGUAUAUCAAGUAUUUUUCUUUUCAAAAGAAGUAACACAUAUAAACACAGCACCCAUAAUUAUACAUACAUCUGAAUCAUCAAAAUUUCGAAAUGCCUUAUUAGUUCUAUCUAAUACAGAAUUUGUCAUUUUAUCUACUAUUUCAUCUUCAAAAAAUAGUUUUCUAGUUGAUAUGCUUGGAAAAGUUGAAGACAAAAAAAAAUCUAAUCUCAUGGUUAUAAACUCCGUUACAAGUUUUGAAAGAAAAAGAUCUAAUGUAUUGGUCCUAGAAUCACCCAAAAAAACAAAAAAAUAUCUAAAAGAACAGGAAAAACUAACCAAGUCAUUUUUAUUAAAAUUAAAGAAAUAUUCUUUACUUAAAGAUGGUAAUAAAUUUGAUAUAUUUUUUUUUAAAUGCUUUAAUACAAAAAAAUUUACUAACAAUUUACAAAAUAAAAACUUUAAUAAGGAAAAUAGUUAUAGUAAAUCCAAUACACAAAGUAGAAAAAUUGAGCUAUCGCCUCAAAUUUUAGAAAAAAUCACUCAAAUGAUAUUUCUACCAGCAAAAAAAGAGGAUAUACACAAUUCAAAUAAAACAGCGAAAUUUCAAAUACUAUUUUAUCCUAAAAAAACCCUUAAUUAUCUCAUUAGGGUAGCCCCAUUGUCAUUAUUAAAGUCAGAAUUUUCAGGUUUUAUAGAUGCAAUUGUAACUCUAGAUUCAUCAUUAUUAUUAAAUUUGUUUUUAAGUUCAGAUCUAUUACCACCAAGAGAAUUGGCAUCUGCAUUAAAGUAUGUUCUAAAUAGGGAUCCUAUGGACAUGAAAAUUUUCAAAAAAGUUUUGAAAAUGAUGAAUAAUUACACAGAAGAGCAAAUAGUAUCUGCAUUAAAAACAGAAUUUGCAGGAAACGAAAUGGAAAAAUUAAUUAAUCUGUUAGGAAAACAAAUAUUAAAAAUAGAAUCUAAAAAAUUAAAAAAACUAUCUUAUAUUAGAGAUGAAUUAGUUAUUUACAGAAUGCUAGAAAAUUCUUUAGACACUAUAGGAAUAUGUGGAAUAACUAUACAAAAUAUAAGACCAUCUUUUUUUAAUGUCACUUUUGAUAUUUUGAAAAGAACAAUUAAUGAAAUAAUGGAUAUAAAUUACAUUAUUAACAUGUUAGAUGAACUUAUUCGUAGAGCUGGAGGUCAUAAGAAUAUUAAUCAAAAAUAUCAGGAAUUCAAAUUAAAUCAGAGUAGUAAUAUUAAUCUUAAAAAAAACACUCGGUCACAUGCUGUAACAUUAUCAAAUCAACUGUCUAGUAAAUCAACUUUACAAGAAAACCAUUUAAAAACAAAAAGAGCAAGAGGCUAUCAAAAAAAUUUUUUUGUUGGAAAAUACUCUAUUGAAAGAUUAGAACUAUAAAAAACUAAAUAAAUUUUUACAUUGCAUUAAAGAUAAA